Messenger RNA from Hyla sarda, 2658 nucleotides. RefSeq names its product REST corepressor 1 (gene RCOR1). The coding region runs from base 410 to 1729 and encodes 439 amino acids. The record is from RefSeq and is a predicted model, not a curated record. Gene Ontology annotation, molecular function: transcription corepressor activity. The transcript has 12 exons. NCBI's taxonomy places the organism in Eukaryota, Metazoa, Chordata, Amphibia, Anura, Hylidae. Gene Ontology annotation, cellular component: transcription regulator complex; histone deacetylase complex. Gene Ontology annotation, biological process: negative regulation of DNA-templated transcription; regulation of transcription by RNA polymerase II.
AAACGCGAUGCAAACGGAAGCGCCGGCUUCGGUGACAGACAACAGCCCCGGCCAAUAAGAAGCGAGAGCCGCGUCCAAAAUUUCCCAAGCGUCCAAUAGGAAAGCGGGAAAGGCGGGAAGAGCAGGAGCAGCGGGUUAGGUUCUCCCCCCCCUCCUCAGCCGCUGUGGCUGUGAGGCAGAGUGUGUGCGGCUGUAGUGCGGGCGGCGAUGUGACGGGAAAGUUGUCGCUUGUUUUGUGGGGGACUCGUCAGGCGGCGGCUGCGACUUCUCAUCGGUAUUCAGUCUGAGGGAUCACUAUCGCAGCCGCGGUUUUAAGUCAUUGUUCACACUUGGUGCCUACUGCGUUAUCCAUAUAUAUAUAUUUUUUUUAUUUUUAUUUUUUUUCACCUCCGGAGGAGCACUACUCUAAAUGCCCGCAGCCAUGAUAGAGAAGGGGGCAGAGGGGUCGGGCAAAAGGAGGGGCAGGAAUAACGCUGCCAGCAGCAAAAGUUUGACGGCUCCGAACGGCAAUGGCAGCAACUCGUGGGAGGAAGGCAGCAGCUCGACCUCGUCCAGCGACGAUGAGCACGGGGGCGGUGGCAUGAGAGUGGGCAGCCAGUACCAGGCGGUGGUGCCGGACUAUGACCAGGAAGUGGCAAAGACAUGUCAGGAGCGGGAGAACCUCGGCAUGUUGGUGUGGUCACCUAAUCAGAAUUUAUCUGAAGCCAAAUUGGAUGAAUAUAUUUCUGUUGCAAAAGAGAAACACGGCUACAACAUGGAGCAGGCUCUUGGAAUGCUUUUCUGGCACAAGCACAACAUCGAGAAGUCAUUGGCUGAUUUACCUAACUUUACCCCGUUUCCUGAUGAAUGGACAGUGGAGGAUAAAGUUCUGUUUGAACAAGCGUUCAGCUUUCAUGGAAAAACCUUUCACCGCAUCCAGCAAAUGCUUCCCGAUAAAUCCAUUGCCAGCCUAGUCAAAUUUUACUACUCAUGGAAGAAGACCAGAUCCAAGACCAGCGUGAUGGAUCGCCACGCACGCAAGCAAAAACGUGAACGCGAAGGAAGUGGAGACGAGAUGGAAGAAAACAACAAUGCCGGAAACAACCCGAUUGACAUGGAGGUCGAUCCACAAAAAGAGCCUAAAAAAGAGGAGCCAAAAAAUGAUACCAUCCCUCAUGUGAAGAAAGACAAACAUCCAUCCCAGGCAAAGAACAGAGCAAAGAGGAAACCUCCCAAAGGAAUGUUCAUUUACAAGGAAGAUGUUGCAGCAGUUUCUGCAAAUGCCAGUGCAGCUACCACCCUGCUGAGACAACUAGAUAUGGAACUAGUCUCUAUAAAAAGACAGAUCCAGAAUAUUAAACAGAUGAACAGUGCUCUUAAGGAGAAGCUACAGGGUGGAGUAGAAGAGUUCAGGAUUCCUGAAGUUGCUCAAAAGAUUAACGCCCGCUGGACAACAGAGGAACAACUCCUCGCAGUACAAGCCAUCAGAAAAUACGGACGCGACUUCCAAGCAAUCUCUGACGUGAUCGGAAACAAGUCCGUGGUCCAAGUGAAAAACUUCUUCGUGAAUUAUCGCCGUCGUUUCAAUAUUGACCAAGUUUUGCAAGAGUGGGAAGCUGAACACGGGAAACCCGAGGAAAACGGUGAAUGCAUUGACAAGCCCAUGAAAUUGACAGAUACUGCUAUUAAGAUGUCAGAUGAGGAGGAAGAGGCUGCUCUUCUGGACGUCAGAUUCACCCCUGCUUCAUGAGACCAAGAACUGUUAGUGUUAAAUACUUAGUUUGCCCGGAAUUUCAGGUAUUAAAAGAACUCAGCCAACCACCCGCUCCAUGCUUCGUGGACAAGCAGCUACUUACCAAAAAGGCAAAUAACUUCCAGCCCUUUGAGAUAUCUGCCUUAAUCAUCUCUGGUCACCCCCUCCCCACAGACACACAUCCAACACUCGGCUUCCACUCCUAUUAGUGAUGACGGAGACAAUAAAAGUCCAUUAACUUCUUCACACCAUUGGAAUAAUGUGAUCAUCUUCAGCCUGUAAAUAUCCCGCAACCCACCCUCCGUCCCCCCGCCCCCCCCCCCAAUUCUGAAAUGUUCUCGGCUGCCUGACGACCACGGUCCCGGCUGUACAGAUGCUGCAUGCACAAACUUGUGUUCUUUGCUUUUUUGGAUGUUGUAAAAUUAGUUUAGCAUUAAUGAAGACCACCUCCUGUACACACGAAUUAGCCUCCUUUAGGAUAUUGUUUUCACUUUUACGGACAAAAACUCUGCAACCGACUUGUCAGAUCUCAGUUUUUCGUUUUGUCUGGGAUGAUUUCUGCGGACACAUUAAAAAAUCUCCAAAUAAUAUUUCUGGGUUCCGGGCGUUGUCUCCAAGCCGGAUAUUGUUUUUUGACCAUUGUUCGGGAAGGAGAAGAAUCAGUUUAGUUUUUUUUCCUGAUUUUCCAUAACUGUUAGGGAAUUUGUUAAUUUGUUUUUAUUUCUCAUUGUAUAGAUUUUUAUUUCUUUUUUAAGAUUUAAUAUUUUAUUUAAAUGGCUGCGUAUUGUCUUGAUAGGAAAUUCUCUUCUACACAAGUAAAAAAAAAAAAAAAUUUGUCAGCAAGUUAUAACUUACCCCCUGUAAUCUUAAAAAAAUGUUGAACAAGUGUGAACAUAAUUUUAUGGGGAAUAUAUUCUUACCACGGA